This is a messenger RNA of Mastomys coucha (southern multimammate mouse), 2961 nucleotides long. Its product is annotated as zinc finger protein 39-like. Lineage: Eukaryota; Metazoa; Chordata; Mammalia; Rodentia; Muridae. Gene Ontology annotation, molecular function: DNA-binding transcription repressor activity, RNA polymerase II-specific. Bases 390 to 2009 code for a protein of 539 amino acids. The record is from RefSeq and is a predicted model, not a curated record. The transcript has 5 exons. Gene Ontology annotation, biological process: negative regulation of transcription by RNA polymerase II.
UGAAUGCCCUAAACUUAAGCACCCAAGACGGUCUCAGAAGCUCUGAGACCCGGACGGCUCCCGCGAACUUCCGGUCUAUUUCCGGCGUCGCCAUCUUGCUUCCGGUUUCAAGGGGGGUUGGAUUGUGGCCUCAGUCCUGCGCCAGCCCGUCUGGACAUCUACGUGUAGUCAGAUGCCUGCCUUCUGAUCUGCUGUGGUGGCUCUCACCUGUAAGACACUGUUCCCACAUCAGACGCAUUUUUUUGUCGUGUUUUGGCUUUUUGACUCAGCAACUAUAUAGAGAUUUUGGAAUCCACAGACGAGGCACAGCAAGGACCUGUAACUUCUGUUGCCCGUCUUUUCCAGCUGCGAUUGCAAAGGUACUCCAUGUGCCUGAGGGAGCGAGGAGAAUGAGCGCAGCUGUGGGGUUGGUGUCCUUUGAGGAUGUGUCUGUGGACUUCACCUGGGAUGAGUGGCAGGACCUGGAUGACACUCAGAGGAAGCUCUACAGGGAUGUGAUGCUGGAGACGUACAGCAGCCUGCUGUCCCUGAAUCAGUGUGAUGCCAAACCUGACUUGAUCCUGAAAUUGGAGCAAGGAACUGGGCCAUGGACGGAAGACAAUGCCCCAGACCAGAGCCUCCCAGCUCUGCAACCUGUGAAGAGCCUGAAGGAGACCAGAAGGGACAAUCGAAAGAGACAUUUGAGCCACCUGGUAAUCACUGGCAGCGCGUCAGCUGAGGAAAGGGGCAGAUUUGGGGAAAUGCUUAACAUGAGUUCAAGCCAUGUUUUGCACCUGGCUGUUAAGAAUAAGAACUCUUCUAGAAUGAGAUCUGAGGUGCUUGAUACAUGGGGAAAUGUGUAUCUCCCUGGUGGGCCCAUUGAGAUGCAGGCUACAGAGGAACUUGAUCAUCUUAAUUCAACUAAGAUGCCAUGCAGGCCUCCUGCGCCCCUUAGUCUGGAUCUCGGUGUUGGAAGUGGGCAACAGCAUGUCCAGUGUGUUCAACGUGAUGAAGCCUUCGAUGUGAGCACUGUAUGGAUGCAUACAGUGUUUCCUUUAGGAGACAGCGAGACGAACACCUUUGAUAAGUUGGCUCUUACUGCCCAAGAGAGGACUCACAUAAGGGAAGAAACUUUUGAUUAUAACAUGUGUAAGAAGUCAUUCUCUGACAAGUGUAACCACACUCAACAUUUAAAACCACACCUAGAAAACCAGUGUGGUAAGUGUACUGAUGGUGAGCCAGCAUCCUGUACAAAAGCAGGCCUUCAGCACACUCUGCAUGCAUGGAGGAAACCUGGUGGGUGUAACAACAAUGAGAAAUGUGUGGAUCAGAUGCCGAAACUGAGGGCUAAUCAGAGUGUCUUAUCAAGUAAAGAAAGUACUUGUGUGAAAAUAUUUUACCCAGACUCAACUUUCAGUGUGCAGCAGAGACCACACACAGGUAAAAAGCCCCAGGAGUCCAAUACAUCUGUAAAAAUCAACAAGCAGCCUCGUAGACGUCACAGAUGUGGGAGAACCUAUCAGUGUAAAGUAUGUGGGAAAGCCUUUAAACACACACAAAAUCUCUAUUUGCACCACAGAACUCACACUGGGGAGAAGCCCUAUGAGUGUAAAGAAUGUAAGAAACUAUUCAGUGUGAAGUCAAAUCUCAGUGUACAUCAGAAAACCCACACAGGUGAAAAACCCUAUGAGUGUAACAUAUGUGGGAAUGCUUUUAAAAGGAGGUGUGACCUAACUAUACACCAGAGAGUCCACACAGGCGAGAAGCCCUAUGAAUGUAAAGAGUGCAGGAAAACUUUCAGUAUAAAGUCAGGGCUCAUUGUACAUCAGAGAAUUCACACAGGCGAGAAACCAUAUGAGUGCAAUGUGUGUGGAAAACGUUUUAACCAGAAGUCAAAUCUCUCCACACAUGAGAAAAUCCACACAGGUGAGAAACCCUUUGAAUGCAAAGAAUGUAGCAAAUCCUUUAGUGUCAAAUCGUAUCUCACUAUACAUCAAAAAACUCACUUGGGUGAGAAACCUCGCUCAUGAAAUCUGGGGAAGCCUCCUGUGAGAAGACAGAUCCCCACAGACAUCCUAGUGCAGGCACAGGUCAGAAACCCCGUGAACACAGAAUGCAGGAAAAAGUGCGAGCCGUUUAUCCUCUCCCCAUGGACUGCAGAGGGGUGAAAAGUGUUGAUACCCCGGCACGUAAAGGUUGCAGAGACGCUGGGAGUCUUAAGUCAGAUCUCAUGGUUAGUUAGUGAACUCCAAACCCGAGAAACCUGCCAGUGUAGGUUACGUUCAGAAGACUUCUGCCAGAUGUCAGACUUAAGCUAUUGGAUAAACCCUGCAGGUGAGAGACCCUCUGACUGUGAGGCCUGGAACAGUCUUCAGUAAGAUCGGAGAAUCCGUACUGAUAGAAACCCUGAGUGUAGCUGUGUGGAGAGCCCCUUUAGUCAGAAGUCUCAUCUCUGAGAAACGUUUGGGUUCCCACGGGCGAGAAGCCCUGCGAAUGUAAAGAAUACAGCAAAGCAUGUCAGACAGUUGUCUUCUUUCCAUGUGUGUCACAGAGGUUCUUGUCAGUGUAAUCUACAGAACAGUCACCUGCCAAACCUAGAUACACAUCAGAGAAGUCUCACCUAGAGAGGCCUUAUAACUGUAAGGACUUGGAAGCAUUUCAAACCAACAUGGAGUGGGGUCUUCAAGUAGAAAAGCUCUGCAGGUGGGAAGGGGAGGAAGUCCCAACAGCCGAUAACUCACUGCCCGUCACACACACGGUGGAGAAGUGUGUGGUGAAUGCAGUGUAUGUGGAGAAACCUUUUCCUAUUUGUCAGUUCUCAGCAAUCCUUAGGUGAGGAGCCCUCAGCUGUAAGGCGUCCUUUACUGCGUACCAAAGAAGGCACGUGGGAUAAGCCAUAGCAAUUUAAUGUGUGUGCAAAAACUUGGUUCUGUAUAACAAAGACAUCUGCCUCCGCUAGAGAACCACACAAACACAAAACCC